This is a messenger RNA of Zootoca vivipara (common lizard), 3107 nucleotides long. RefSeq names its product glycerophosphodiester phosphodiesterase 1 (gene GDE1). Gene Ontology annotation, molecular function: glycerophosphodiester phosphodiesterase activity. Lineage: Eukaryota; Metazoa; Chordata; Lepidosauria; Squamata; Lacertidae. Gene Ontology annotation, cellular component: plasma membrane. The record is from RefSeq and is a predicted model, not a curated record. Gene Ontology annotation, biological process: ethanolamine metabolic process; phospholipid metabolic process; N-acylethanolamine metabolic process.
CGGGGACCUCGCCUCACUAUUAUGCUGUCAAGGCCCCAGGUGAGCGCUGCCUCCUCGGCGCCCGCCGCCUUCGCUGGCAGUUGAGGGAGCGGGGGGGGGGCGACUCCCCUCCGCCUGUGGGGGGCCGUUGGGCCGCCAUGUUCUGCUACUCCGAGGGACUGCUGGCCGCCUUCUCGACGGUGCUGCUGGCCGCGCUGGUGCUGAGCCGGAGCGCCGUGCUCUCGUGCCUGCUGACUGCGGGCCUCUACCUGGUGCUGCGCCUCUUCAGCCUCGAGCCGGCGCCGGUCCAGCGAGCCCAGCUGGUCAUCCAGCCCCGCGGGAACCCGGCGCGCAUCGCGCACCGCGGCGGCGGACACGACGCGCCCGAGAAUACGCUGGCCGCCAUCAGACAGGCAGCUGAGAAUGGAGCAACAGGGGUGGAAAUUGACCUUGGAUUCACUGCUGAUGGCAUUCCUGUCCUGAUGCAUGACGACACUGUAGACAGGACCACUGAUGGGUCUGGAGACUUAAACAGCUUGACGUUUGCUGAUAUCAGAAAAUUUAAUCCAGCUGCUAAACAUAGAUUAUGGAGGGAUUACCGUGGAGAAAAAAUACCAACUUUGAAAGAAGCUGUUUUGGAAAGUAUGCAUUACGAUCUCACGAUCUACUUUGAUGUCAAGGGUGAUGCAGACAAGGCAGUUGCAGCCCUAAAACCCCUGUACUUGGAAUAUCCUCGGCUGUACAACACUAGCAUCGUUUGCUCUUUUAUGCCGGAUGUUGUCUAUAAGAUGAAGCAAGCUGAUAGGAAUGUUUUAACAGCUCUAACCCACCGACCAUGGAGCUUUAGUCACUUAGGAGAUGGGAAGCCUCGCUACACUUCCUGUUUGAAACAUUAUUUCAUGAUGAUGCUGGAUGUCAUUAUGGACUGGAGCAUGCACAACUUCCUGUGGCACUUCUGUGGGGUUUCCGCUUUUCUGGUGCAGAAAAAUUUCGUUUCACAGGAAUAUGUGAGGCAGUGGUCUUCCAAAGGAAUUCAAGUUGUGGCUUGGACAGUCAACACAUUUGCUGAAAAAAUGUACUAUGAAAAUGUUCUCCAGGCCAGCUACAUCACCGACAGCUUAGUGGAGGACUGUGACCCUCACUUCUAGUGUUCAGCCUUUGCUGGAUUCUUUUUGGUUUGCUUCUUUAAAGCAAACUGAAGUUUGUCAGCAGUGGAACUUCAAGGAUUCAUAUUGAUUUUCUUGGGACUGAAUUAUCACAAUGCAAAGUGGAUCCAAAUGUUUCUUUUCAUCAUGCUGGAUGGAGUCUUAACAUUACAAUCAAUUUUAAUCCUAGCAAGAAGAGUCUAGAUAAGAGAGGGCUGUGCAGCCCUUUAAAAAAAAUCAGGUUGGUUUAAUGCAGGUGUGAACUUUUUUUCUAAAUUAAGCUGCCUUUUUUUUUGGAAAUAAAUUGAUGCUAGGCCUUCACCAAUCACUGACAUGACUUGAAAUUAGCCUGUACUUAGAAUGAAAUAGUAGAGAGGGAGACAACUGCAUAUACCUCCUCGUUGUCUAGUCGAAAGACAAACUGGUUCCCCAAGGCGUGGACCAGAGAGCAAGAGAAAAUCAAAGCAUUUGGGGGGCUGGAAGAAAUUAGGCCAGGUACUGCAGGUUGUGGAACUGUCUUAUGGGUAAGUGGCUGGCUGGGUGAAACAGAAUCCUCCCUGGGGGAUAUGAAUAAGAGGCAUUAGCUGAAAAGCGAGACCUGGAAACAACAUGGAGCAACACCACAGCCAGGACUAGACUAUACAGUCAUACCUCAGGUUAUGUACGCUUCAGGUUGAGUACUUUCAAUUUAAGUACUCUGUGGACCCGUCUGGAACGGAUUAAUCCACUUUCCAUUACUUUCAAUGGGAAAGUUCGCUUCAGGUUAAGUACGCUUCAGGUUAAGUAUGGACUUCCAGAACCAAUUAAGUACUUAACCCGAGGUACCACUGUUUAUGGAUAAGCAGGAAGAGAUUUUGGGGGCUCAGUUUAGGUGCCAAUUUGAAUUCACAUUUGGCACUGCUUUUGAAGCAACAUGUUAAUUCUUACAAAUUAGGGUCUGCUCCUCUGACCAAGAUUCUUUGCAGGUUGUCCUUGCAUUUUGCUCUGAAAAUGCAUGAAGUACAACCUAUUCCAAAGUAAUAGCAUUCAGAAGAUCACUCAAGAACUUUGUGUCCAAACGAACACAAAGGAAAUGCCUUUACUAUGGAAGUUGCUCAUGGUAGGGAAACUAGAAACUACCUGACAAAGUAGAAGCAAAGAAAAUACGACCACUUGGGGAGAAUUGGAUGCUGAAAUCUAGUAGGGAUACAGAAGCACUUGAAGAAUUAGGAAUACUCUAGGAAGGGAAAAGGUUGCGCCUUAAACUCUGCAUACCAGCUUUUAACAGGAAGAAGCCAAGCACCACAAACAGUUGAGCAGCAACAACUCCUGUUGUAGAUGCAAUCCUGAUUCCAGCAGGCAGGCACUCCUCAAAAGUGCUUGAUUGCAAUUCACAUGAGUAGUUUGGCUGGAAGGAAUUAGCUAGGCCAGAUGGCAACUGAAGCAGCCAACCAUUGAUGUAGGGGAAAUAAGAGGGUCCUUGUCAAACAAUUUAAAAAUGUGCAGCUGCAAAGUCACAGCUAAAACAGGUUUCUGUUUUCCAAACUUACAACUUUUUUUUUUGCUGGUUAUGUAGCCAUUGUUUUCCAAAAAAGGUUGGAACUGCACAGAGAUGAAGUAAGAUAUAUGUAACCAGAUUUAACAUUUCACAGUGGUUACACAAUGCAUGUUAAUUAAAAAACAAACAGAGCUCUCAUUAUCAUUCUUUAUAAAUGCCUCUAAUCUCUGUAAAAAAAUGCUCUGAACAACACAGCAAAAAUAAAGCAUUUCAUAAAUAUUACAACAAAUAUUCACAGACCUGUACUUGGCAGUUAUUUAUCAGAAUAAUUUACACUAAUCCAGUAAGAAAGUUCCAUGAAAAAGGUGUUUAAUCUCACAUCUUUCCAUAUGUAGUCAAUCCUGUCCUGGACUCCACUGAUGAGCUGCAUCCUGUUUUAAUUAUGUUUCACAAUAUUUUCAAAAAAAUUACAAUAAAGCAAAAUUGCAACCAGUGAAAAAAUACAA